Messenger RNA from Fusarium fujikuroi IMI 58289, 987 nucleotides. Its product is annotated as isoflavone reductase family protein. The transcript has 4 exons. The record is from RefSeq and is a predicted model, not a curated record. The coding region runs from base 1 to 987 and encodes 328 amino acids. Lineage: Eukaryota; Fungi; Ascomycota; Sordariomycetes; Hypocreales; Nectriaceae. Gene Ontology annotation, molecular function: oxidoreductase activity.
AUGAAGGUCGCGAUUCUUGGUGCCACUGGUGAGACGGGUACUUCAAUCUUGAACGCCCUCCUCGACUCAACGGAGCCACAAUAUGAGAUUACUGCACUAGUCCGUCAAUCCUCACUAGAGAAACCCGAGGUACUUGCUCUCCAAGGAAAGGGAAUUAACGUCGUAGCUGCGGACCUAAGUGGCCCUGAGGAUGAAGUCGCGCGAGUACUCGAUGGCAUAGAUACCGUUAUUUCAGCAAUCAGUGCUGCCGGCCUCCUUGCGCAAAUCCCGCUCAUCAAUGCCGCUCGCGCCGCGGGUGUCAAGCGCUUUUUGCCUUGCUGCUUCGCCCCGAUUAUGCCCCCAGCAGGUAUUUUAGGGUUGAGAGACGUUAAAGAGCAGGUAAUCAAUCAUGUUAAGAAGGUCAAACUUCCUUAUACUAUUGUGGAUAUCGGCUACUGGUAUCAGUUGAUGCUACCUCGCCUGCCCUCUGGCCGUAUUGAUUAUGCCCUGCCAAUCACUCUAGGGGGCAUUCCAGGUGACGGAAAUACCCCUUGUGCCUUUACAGAUCUGCCAGAUAUUGGAAGAUGGGUCGCUCGCAUUAUCGCCGAUCCUCGGACCCUAAACAAGAUGGUCUUCGCCUACAACACGGUUCUGACAAUGAACCAAGCAUACGAUCUACUGGAAGAGGCCAGUGGCGAAAAGACUGUCCGCAACUACAUCUCAGAAGCCGCGGUCAUGGAGGGAGUGGCUAGAGCAGAGGCUGAUUGCCCGUCUCCGGACUCGUUCAACUACUUCGAGGUAGUGAAGUACCAGUAUUUCAACGCACUCGGAAUUCGUGGGUAUAAUACCCCAGAGUACGCGCAUUAUUUGGGCUAUGUAGAUGCGACGGAGCUCUAUCCCGACAUGAAAGUGACCACCCCGGAAACCUAUUGUGAGAGGCUUUUAAGUGGCAAGGCUACGAUGAUCUAUCAGCGGCUGAUGCCUGCCGCUCAGCAAGGCGAGAGGUGA